AUGGCUCAUAUGAGUCUCGAGCAGCCAGCCAUCACUAAAUACCGGCUGGUAGCGAGUACAGGUGCCCUGGGCUCUUCCCCCUUGCGUCCGCAGAGGUCGCGGAUGGGCUGCAGCCCCAUCUGGAAGGGAGGCGAGCAAAGAAGAGCGCCGCGUGCGACGAGAGGCGGCGGCUGUUCCCACGGAGGAGGGUCGCUGCCUGAAAGGAAAGCAGGCAGGGCGGCGCGGGGCUUCCUGGGGAAGAAGCUGCAGGGAGACGCAACUACGGAGGAACAGAAGGGUGUGGUGGUAUGCAAAGAAAAAGAGGGAACUGACAACGGGAGAAGAGGUCCUUUCAUUGUCCAAGUCAGGACCAUCAGGGACUUUUUGACUGAGGAUGGCCCAUCGCACCUUAAGAUGGAGUCAGAGGAUGAAAUACACCAGUGCUGGGACUCUCAAAGGCAGGAACUCUUGAAAAGAGCAGCAAGGUUUCCCGCAGCACCAUCUCUUUUGGAAGAAGAUGACAAAGAUUUCCUGGCCUCCUUGGAGAGAGUCAAGGAGGAUCUGCAGGAGGAGAGCUCUGGGAAGACCAGAGGGGAGGCUGUACCCCAAAGAGACCCGAACAUCAGUGGGAAAGCUUGGAUGGGUAGGGAAAAGCUGGAUUUCUGCAUGAAGGUGAAAAUGGAAGAGGAAGUUGAUCUGGAGAGCCAGGGGGCCCUACACCUCAGGCAGUUCAUCCUUCAGGAUGCUGAGGAGGCACCCCAAGCCCUAGAGGACACGAAGCUAAAAUCUCCCAAAUUAGAAGAAGAGGCCUUUGAGAUUGUGAAGGUGAAACUUCCCUGAAGAUAAAUCAAGAGAAUGAUGGGGAGGCCGACUCACUAGGUGAGGAUUCAGAAUCAUUGCAAACAUUCAUGGAGUGUUUGAGCCAAGAUAGUUCUCUCUUUUUGAAACCCAGGGAAGUGCCAGCAUCUUGUGGGAAGAUCUGAAGAAGUAGAUGUUUGGAAUACUCCAAUGAAAAGAGUCAAUAAAUUAUUUUUCUUGUUUUCUGGGAUUUUAAAGAAAGCCAUAAAUCCAACAGGGGCACACAGGUACUCAGGAAAUAAAGCCAACAAAUCUUUCCUUACUGAAGAAUGUGAUCAAAACUAAAAUGAAGUCAAUUUUCAGUGUGGGGAAAAAGAUCAAAAUUAAGAGGAGCUGGAGAUGGUGUGCAGCCAUCAGUGUUCCAAAAUACUCUUAACAUGUCGAUGUUAAAGCAUAAGCUGAAUAAAUGCUUACACUUUUAUAAAAUUAAUAGCCCUCCAUUAUUCAACAGGGGAGCAUUCCCUCAAGAAUAUAUAUAUAUAUAGCUGCUCAGAACAUGGGAUGUUUCAGUUGGAAAACAAACCUCAUGAAGAAGAUCCAUAGAAGCACAGAAGCCAUAUAAAAGCCACAAAGGUUUCAAUGCAAAAUUUGAUUAAACAUAAGAAGUCCUGCACAGGAGAGAAGUUCUAAAAAUGCACCGAAUGUGGAAGAGCUUUUGUGGAAAAGGAGGUUCUGGUCAAACACCUGAGGAUUCAUAUGGGAGAAAAGCCACAUAAAUGUUCCAGCAGCAGAAAAUGUUUAUUGGGCAGGAUGCCCUCAUCCAACGCAACAGGAUCCAUACAGGAGAGAAGCUGUAAUGAAUCCUCAAGUUUGAGACAAGUUUCUGGAUCAGCUGCCCCCUUAACUUCUUAAAAGGACAGACACAGGUGAGAAACAACAAGUGUUUGGAAAGCUUCAGUGGGGGAAUGUUACUGGUGAAACAUGAGAGGAUCCACAUGAGUGCAAAAAUCUUACCAAGUGCUCCAAGUGUGGGCAAAGCUUUUGAACCAGUUUCUAGUUGAAAACACACAAAAGGACACGCAGGUGAAAAGUUGCAUCAGUGCUUACACUGCGGGCAGACUUUUAGUUAAGAGGUCAAAACUCAUGAUCCAUAUGUGGGCCAUACUGGAGAGAUUCCGUAUCCUGAGGUGUUGGAAAAGCUUUGUGUCUAGCACAUUUAGGAAGCAUACCCAAGCUAGAAAUCCCAUAAGUGCUCAAGCUGUGGGAAAAGCAUCAGUAAGAAAUCCAACUUGGUGGCCCACGAGCGGAUUCAUACCAAAGAGAAACCACACGGCUGCUCCUUGUAUAAAAAAGAUUCUGUAUUUCUUCCAUGUUUCAUAAACCCCUGAAAAUCCACCCAGGAGGGCCAUCCUUAGAGGGCAGGAUUGGUGUUCAGACCUAACAUGCAGUCUUAGAGAUUGUGGAAAAUAUCCAGGGAUGAUACUAGCACUGGAGUGAAACAGCAGGCGUCACAAAGGACGUUGGUAGCUUUUAAAAAUAUUGACACAUUACAGUGUUAUAAAGAAGUACUUGUUUCACACUGGAAUUCUUUGUUCAAUCUCUCGGAUCGCAGGCAGGUUAGAAAUGACCUUUUUCUGAAAUUUUGGUAGAGGUAGGCCUCGACUUAUGACCACAACUGAGCCCAAAAUUUAUGUUGCUAAGUGAAACAUUUGUUAAGUGAGUUUUGCCCCCAUUUUACGACCUUUCUUGUUAAGUGAAUCAUUACAGUGGUUCAGUUAGUAACAUUGUUAUUAAGUGAAUCUGGCUUCCCCAUUGACUUAACUUUUCAGAAGGUCACAAAAGCGUGAUCACCUGAUCCUGGGACACUGCAACCGUCAUAAAUAUGAACCAGUUGCCAAGCAUCUGAAUUUUAAUCAUAUGACCAAGGGGACUCUGCAACGGUCAUAAGUGUGAAAAAUGGACAUAAAUCACUUUUUUCAGGGCCAUUAUAACUGAACAGUCACUAAAGGAACAGUUGUAACUCGAGGACUAGUUGAGACGGACACGACUAAAUAGAUCAGGGGAUCAAUAUCUAUAAGAGAUGUUACUCUGUGUAAUAUCAGGCACAACCUUCCUGAAUACGUUUGUGGUGCAUUCCUGAAUAUAUUUGUCCUCUGUAGAGGAUUUGGGAGAGGAACUGUAGCCUAACAGCAAAACUUAUUCAGUAGGGAAUCUUUGGGUGGCAAAAAGCGAUUUUUUUUUUUCUAAAAGUGCCCUCAUAGGCAUUUGAGCUCUGGUGAUGUAGUGGUUAGCAUGCAGUAUUGCAGGCUAACUCUGUCCACAGUCUGGAGUUCAUUCCUGACGGACUCAGGGUUGACUCAGCCUUCCAUCCUUCUGAGGUUGGUAAAAUGACCCAGUUUCUCCAUAUUGGGAGAAAUAUGCUGACAUUGUAAACCGGUCAGAGAGUGCUGAAAAGUGCCAUGGGGCGGUAUAUAAGUCUAAUUGCUAUUGCUAUAGGCCCACACCCAUUCCUCUCCUUCACCAUUUUAUCGAGGCCUGCUCCUACUACACAUUAUCCGUCCUGUGAUUAGAUGAGACUGUACGGUUGUGACUUUUUUUGACUACACCCUGUUUUCCGUGAAAAAAGUUAGCAGUCCUAAUAUGCUUAAAAGUUUCUAAAAUGAAACUAAGGUUUGUUCUAAGAGCAAAACUUGUUAAACUUGUAAAAAUGUUGGAAACAGACCUAUAACCACAAUGUAGUGCUGGAAAUAUAUUUUACUGUUUUGCUGCAUUGAGUUUAUAGGAAAAAGAAUGUACAUUGUAGAAAUAAAAUUAUCGUUACUGCUGUUCAAGAAAUGCACACUCUCAUUCUCU
Molecule: messenger RNA, 3630 nt
Organism: Pantherophis guttatus
Lineage: Eukaryota; Metazoa; Chordata; Lepidosauria; Squamata; Colubridae
Source: RefSeq, a predicted model, not a curated record